This is a messenger RNA of Gadus morhua (Atlantic cod), 4419 nucleotides long. It is a transcript of the gene mgat4a, whose product is annotated as alpha-1,3-mannosyl-glycoprotein 4-beta-N-acetylglucosaminyltransferase A. Gene Ontology annotation, biological process: protein N-linked glycosylation. Lineage: Eukaryota; Metazoa; Chordata; Actinopteri; Gadiformes; Gadidae. The transcript has 16 exons. Gene Ontology annotation, molecular function: acetylglucosaminyltransferase activity. The record is from RefSeq and is a predicted model, not a curated record. The coding region runs from base 1519 to 2712 and encodes 397 amino acids. Gene Ontology annotation, cellular component: endoplasmic reticulum-Golgi intermediate compartment; Golgi stack; endoplasmic reticulum.
UGUGUGUGUGUGUGUGUGUGUGUGUGUGUGUGUGUGAGACAUCCAAAGUCGAAAUUUACAUUCAGGUAUGUAAAUGUUUGUGUUUCUGUAGGAAUACCAUUGAUAGAAGAUCUUCUGCCUCUUCCCAUUUGACCUAUUAUAUAAUCUUUUGUUUUAGAGCAGUCCAUUCAGUUCUCAUUCUGUGUGUGUGUGUGUGUGUGUGUGUCCAAAAUACCCAAGGAAAAGUUCCCUGCAGCCUUCCUAACUUGCAUUGUUUCUCCUCAUUUGACUGUUGUUUGAAUGAGUCGAGUACUCUUGUCAUAAACAGUCCUCUAUGUGUCAACUCUCCAUGACGUUGACUGACAUGGAGGAUGAUACAUUUUAAAUGACUUAAAGUUACAAUUGCAGUAGACUCUCUAACGGCACUAUACAAUAGAUCCUAGACUGACGGGCUGUGGUUGCUUGAGUCAACAGCAACCUGGCAUACGAUACUGUUCCGUUUUCCCCAUCCAGACAGUUUCUCCCUUGAAUCCAUUUGUUCCCGUUUCCCGUUGGUCAUGGGCUAACACAAUGGGUCCCUAAAAUAGCUCCAGAAAGGGUGUGCUUAUGGCCAAGGAAAGAUGUGUGGAAGGGAACACGUGUGGUGGCCGAGGGGCCGAGUGGGAGCGGAGGGCGUUGUUGUGGAGAGGAACUUAUCUUUGCCCUUGGAAUGGAGAAGACUUACAAUGGGCCGGAUGUCUGGAUGAAUGUUGCCUUUUGUAAUGGAUUUAUGUAUUUGGCUUUUAUCUAUUAUUUUUAUUUAUUUGGGAGUGGGCAACCAGCCAGAAAAGUGUAAAGUGGUCCAUGGGGGGCUGGAUCUAGUUGAGGAUGUGACUAAAGGAGAAGAGCAAUAUCAGCCCAUCAGUGAAGCGAACGGGACACACUGACUAGCAGCUUUUUAAGUAGUGUCCCAUCUACUCUCACAGCUUAUGCUCUGUCCCCCAGUCUCGUGAGCUCAUUAUUUCAGCAGGUUGUUCAGUUGUGAACAACCUGCUGAAAUAGCAUGUGAUUCCCUUCACAUGCUUGCCUUCAUGGUCUCGGUUCCACAAUUUUCUAUUAUGUCUUCCUCUAUUGUAUGUCAUCAGAAUGAUCUAGUCCACAGUCCAUUGUUUGUCUUAAACUGUUGUUCCCUUUUGGGUAAAGUCUUAUCUGGGAAGAAAUGAAUUUGGAGUGUAAGCAGGAGUGUAGAAACUGGUAGCCUCCCAGCGGGAGUUCCAUGCCCUGAGAGAGCGCCUCCGUGUGGCGGAGCACAGGACCUUGCAGCGCUCCUCCGAGCUAAACAACAUCCUGGAGCAGUUCCGCCGGGCCAUCGCCGAGACCAACGGCAGCAAGGACGCCAUCUCCAACUUCUCCGAUGAGACUCAGAAGCUGCUGAAGGAGCUGGCCAGUCGGAAGCCCCUGCAGAUCCCAAACAUUUACCACCACCUGCCUCACCUGCUCAACAAUGAGGGCAGUCUGCAGCCCGCAGUGCAGGUUGGCCUGGGACGCACCGGAGUCUCCAUGGUGAUGGGUAUCCCGACGGUGCGGCGCAAGGUGAAGUCGUACCUGGCCGAGACGCUGCAUUCGCUCAUCGACAAACUGUCGCCGGAGGAGAAGCUGGACUGUGUCAUCAUCGUCUUUGUUGGAGAGACGGAUGUGGACUACGUUAACAGUGUGGUGGCCGGACUAGAGAAAGAGUUCUCCACAGAGUUCAGCUCGGGCCUGCUGGAGCUCAUCUCCCCUCCCGCCGCCUACUACCCCGACCUGACCAACCUUAAGGAGACCUUCGGGGACUCCAGGGAGAGGGUCAGGUGGCGCACCAAACAGAACCUGGAUUACUCUUUCCUCAUGAUGUACGCUGUCAGCAAAGGAGUGUAUUAUGUACAGAUGGAAGACGACAUUGUUGCGAAGCCCAACUACUUUGCUACCAUGAAGAACUUCGCCCUGCAGCUAUCCUCUGAGGACUGGAUGAUCCUGGAAUUCUCUCAGCUGGGAUUCAUUGGAAAGAUGUUCCAGGCCCCCGACCUCAACCUGAUCGUAGAGUUCAUCUUCAUGUUUUAUAAGGAGAAACCCAUCGACUGGCUAUUAGACCACAUUCUCUGGGUCAAAGUCUGCAAUCCUGAGAAGGAUGCGAAGCACUGUGAGCGGCAGAAGUCGAGUCUGCGCGUGCGGUUCAGGCCCUCGCUGUUCCAGCACGUGGGCCUCCAUUCUUCCCUCGCUGGAAAGAUUCAAAAACUCACGGACAAAGAUUUCCUGAAACCUCUGCUUCACAAGAUCCACGUCAAUCCGCCGGCUGAAGUGUCUACCUCGAUGAAGGUAUACCAGGGCCACACCCUGGAGAAGACCUACCUGGGAGAGGACUUCUUCUGGGCCGUCACCCCCACCGCCGGAGACUACGUCCUCUUUAAGUUUGACAGACCGGUUAGCAUAGAGAGGUUCCUGUUCCGGAGCGGCAACCAGGAACAUCCAGGGGACCGGAUAAGGAACACCACGGUGGAGAUUCUGCCCUUCUCGGAAGCUUCGGUCAAGGCGAAAGAGAAGUACAAGCGAACAGAAGACCGCUUUUACAGAAUAGGUCAGUUUGAAAAGGGUGUGGCCGAAGGAGCUGUAGAUCCCGUCUUCAAUCCGAUAGUGGCGCUGCGUCUGUCUGUCCGCAGAGAUUCCGCAGUGUGGGCCAUCGUCAGUGAAAUCCAUAUAAAGAGGAUAGCGGGCUAACAGACUUUUUGGGGGGGUCACAUAAAUCACCGAUCUCCAGGGCCUCUACGUCCAUGAAGCGGCUCACAUGGGCCCUUUGGGGCCUAGUAACCAGCGGUGACACCAUCACAACCCACUAGAGUCUAUAUUUGAGCCUUUCAGAUGAAAUCUAUAGCCAUCUCUCUCUCGGUUCUUGGUUCUCGGUUCUCUCAGUUGGUUCUCGUUUCUCGGCCCUCUCUCUGUCAUAUUGCUGCCAUUUUUCUCUUCUUCCAUGUCUAUUUUUGGCGACUAUACCCACAGUCCACAUUUUUUCCACCAUUUUUGCAACUUUCUGUUGCUCCAAGUCUAUAUGUUUGAAUGUGAUUACUACUGAAUAACGGGCUCUGGCUCUUCAGAAGACCAAUCAGCUUUGAACGCAAUCAGAUAAUGUUGGCGAAUGGGAACAAAAGUCCAUCUGAUUAGACCGAAUCAUAUGGCGGCUGACGUGCUUUCUUGGACCCUAUUCGGUUGCUUGAUGCGGUCGCCACCUAUGGGCAGACAUGGGUAUUGCGGCAUAAAUGAUUCCACAACAGAGCCCCUGAUGUAAUGCAGAAUUUUAUCAUCACAGAUGGCCUCCUGCUCACCAGUCUCGAUAUAAACUUGGCUUGUAGCAGGGUGACAAUGGAAAGAAAAUACAUGUUUUUACAAAUCUUUUAGGGGAUAACAGUAGUUUAGUCCCACGGAAAUAAUCAGGAUUAUCUUAAAAUAGGUCCAGGAUGCGCCAAAUGUUCCCUAUCCUGACUGAAGUCAAUUGGUGACAAAUUGCCUUUGGUUUACAUUGCUUGGUAAUGUUCCCAGUCAAUCACGUAAAACUAGAAGAAAUCCAUAUCGUUCUUUUAUUACAAUCUGCCUCAUGGGUAGUGUUUGACCUGAAUGUCAUAUUUGAGCAAACUACCCAGACAUUGUCCUGGGGUUGUUUUCUUAAAGGCUUAUAUUGAUAUAUUGUACAACUACGACGAUCUAUGAAGGUGACUUAAUUUAUUUGAAAUAAAAAAUUAAUUUGUACAAGAGCUUAAAUAUAUAUUUUUUAAUUCUAUAAAGAAGUGUUUAUGAUAGUUUUAAGCGUAUUUUAUGAGUCUUUUUCAAAGCAGCCCAUGUCAUUUCUUUGAUUAUCUUUUUUUUUGCUGGUUUUCAUUGCUCUGUUCAAACUGCUGUAUUUCUUUCAUUUAAAUUUUGCUUUGUAUUUUUUUUUUAACCUCCAGCCAAACCUUGUAAAUAAUAAAACAAUAAUUAAUUCUAAAAGAUGAACUAAAGGGGUUUAGACAAACUCUAGAAUGAAGUUCUGGAUCUGCAUCUGUGCAAAACGUGUACAAAGGAAAUUGUGCCUUAUAUUCGGGUCCUUGGAAAUGGCCUUGGCAGAAUUAUUAAAAUCGUUUCUCUGCUUUUUGGCUCGUUUCGUUGGUGGAGUGCAGUAAUAAUCAGUGAAAAUAUAGUUUCAGGUGUGUUUGUGACUAGUCCUUUCAUCAUUCACAAGACACCGUGUAAAAAGGAGGCUUAGAUUGACAACAAAAAAAUGUGAGGUAUGCACUGGUUUUAUUUGUUUUUGCUGCACAAGAACCCAUCUCUAAAUAAGAUCAACCCAAAUGUCUUUAUACCAUGGCAUGCUUUUAUUUUUUACCAAACCGGUGAUGUGGUGUUGUGAUUGGCACGAUAUUUUGAUUAUUGUAUUAUUAUUUUAUAUAUAUAUAU